AUGCAGAGCGAAGAUGAGACUGAUGAUAAGAGAUUCGAUUUCAAGACACAAAAGUUUGGUCUGAUCGAUCGUUCCUACCCGGGAGAAGAUGGCAGCGAAGAAAAGCAAUGGAAGCGUCUUGAGAAAUAUGUGGCUAGUCUGGAAGCCACUAAGAAAGAUGGCGAGAGCUACAAAGUACUCUUUCUGGGUCGCCAUGGUCAAGGUUGGCACAACGUUGCAGAGACAAAGUAUGGGACAAAGGCGUGGGACUGCUACUAUGCCGCCCUCGACGGCUUUGACGGCAUAACCUGGGCCGACGCAAACCUCACCACUGUAGGCCAAGACCAAGCUCUCGCCGUGAACAAGCUAUGGGCCGAACAACUACCCCUCGGCAUCCCACCCCCACAAACAUACUACGUCUCGCCCUUGACCCGUACAAUCGAAACAGCAAAUCUGAGCUUCAAGUCCCUUCCACUUCCGUCAUCUCACCCCUACAAACCUUUCAUCAAAGAACUCGUCCGCGAAGCCCUCGGCGUACACACAUGUGACCGCCGCAGCACAGCCUCACACAUCAAAGCCACCUUCACGGAUCCACCUCUCACUUUUGAGCCCGGAUUCUCAAACGAAGAUCUUCUCUGGGAGGCUGGAUACCGGGAGCCGAGGUCUGCAAGACGGUAUCGCUUAGCCACGUUCCUGGACGAUGUUUUCGCUACCGACGACAAUGUGUGGUUGAGUUUUACCAGUCAUUCGGGAGCGAUUGGCAGUAUGCUGGAGGUGCUUGGGCACAGGACGUUUGCGCUUGAGACGGGCGGUGUUAUCCCGGUUUUUGUCAAGGCGGAGAGGAUGCAGGGGAAGAGGGAGGUUCCGCCUAAGGAACCUACACAAAUAUUAGCGAAAGCACAUAAAGAGUACAGUCUGCUCUCAUAUCCCGUUCUCAUCAACUACCAUCUACCGAUUUCUCAGCAGCAGAAAAUGUCCACCACUCCGCCUAUCAAACGAGACCCCUCCUGGACGUUCGACCAACUCAAGAUAAAGUACGACAUCCUCUGGAACGCGUACUCUGAUCAUUACAUGCCGCUUGAUGAUAGAAAUGAAGAGUAUAAGACGAGGAUUACCGAGCUUGAGACUUUGCUACAGGAGCUUCAGAAGAAGUAUGACGCCAAGCUUGAGGAGCAGAAGGAGAGCAAAGCGCAGAGCAAGGCAUCAAAUGAGUCGCACAAGGCAUACGAAGGAGACCCACACAAUCUCUAG
Alternaria infectoria is the source of this 1230-nucleotide messenger RNA. RefSeq lists its product as uncharacterized. Gene Ontology annotation, molecular function: phosphatase activity. Lineage: Eukaryota; Fungi; Ascomycota; Dothideomycetes; Pleosporales; Pleosporaceae. Gene Ontology annotation, cellular component: cytoplasm. The transcript has 4 exons. The record is from RefSeq and is a predicted model, not a curated record. Bases 1 to 1230 code for a protein of 409 amino acids.